Hypomesus transpacificus is the source of this 2698-nucleotide messenger RNA. Its product is annotated as profilin-2-like. Gene Ontology annotation, cellular component: cytoplasm. Bases 218 to 634 code for a protein of 138 amino acids. The transcript is spliced from 3 exons. Gene Ontology annotation, molecular function: actin binding. Lineage: Eukaryota; Metazoa; Chordata; Actinopteri; Osmeriformes; Osmeridae. The record is from RefSeq and is a predicted model, not a curated record. Gene Ontology annotation, biological process: regulation of actin filament polymerization; actin cytoskeleton organization; positive regulation of actin filament bundle assembly.
CGGAGUGAUCUGAUAGGGACUACACCCAGGCGCUGCCUGCUUGUAUGCAUUGGCUUUCUUUAUUGCCCGAGACUAGACGUUUGUGAACGUCGAACUGUGGGUAUAAUUGGUGGCAAAUAAUUGACCUGUUUGCAAUUUAACUAUCUGUUCCUGGAUAAUCAUAGACCGUAUAUUUCACAGCUUAGAGGGAGGUUAGUUGUUGAUCAAGUACUCAAAUAUGUCUUGGCAAAGCUACGUGGAUAACCUGAUGGCCGAUGGCAGCUGUCAGGAUUGCGCCAUUGUUGGUUUUACGGACGCCAAAUACGUUUGGGCAGCACAUGCCGGUGGUUCGUUUCUCAAUAUAACGCCACAAGAGAUUGAUGUAAUUGUGGGGAAGGACAGGCUGAGCUUCUUCACCAACGGUAUGUCCUUGGGCCAGUCAAAGUGCUCAGUCAUCAGAGACAGCAUGCAGAUUGAUGGUGACUGGACGAUGGACAUCAGGACAAAGAGCACAGGAGGGCCAACAUACAACAUUUCUGUAGGAAAGGCUUUAAAAGUCUUGGUUCUUGUAAUGGGCAAAGAAGGUGUCCAUGGAGGCGGAUUGAAUAAGAAGGCAUACUCGAUGGCAAAAUACUUGAGGGAUUCAGGGUUCUAGUGUCACCAAGCUUGCUUAGUUAAAAUUGAGGGACAAACAGAAAGAAAUAUUGCUGUUAAGAUUUCUCCUGCAAGCAGUCAAAAUGUCUUGGAAACUUUGAUAGCAAUGAAGAAUGGUUGUGGUGGUAAGAGCCUGUCAACUUUGCUCUCCUCUCCAAUCGGGGAGUGAAAAAAACUCUUCAAUUUUGUUAAUUUCUUUUUUUCCCUGUGUACUCCAGUAUUGGUUAUAGUCAUGGGAAAGGAGGGGAUCCAUGGCGGACUUCUCAACAAGAAAGCUUUUACCAUGGCUGAAUACCUGAGGAAGUCUGGAUAUUAAAGCAGCCUCCAUCCAUCCAUCUACUAUUCACUCUCAAUCACCCCAUUGUAUCGACACUAUAACACUAUGUCCAGGACUAGUUAGCAAACCAGUAUACUGUGCUGUUACUCCCAAAGUCAAAUUUGUAUGUACUUUUGUUUCGCGCUGCUUUGAUCCCCUUGUACACACUCUUACUUGCAUAAAAUGACAUUUUACUCCUCUCUCACUUUCUGACAAUACAGUAGGAGCAUGUUCAUCUAAAGUGGUUGAAAUGUGUAUUUACCAACAACAAAAAAGUGUGCAAACAAUAAAUGAAUAAUAAAUAACAGAAGUGAAUGAUGCAUUUGGACUCGCCUUGUAUAAACCAAUACCCAACUGGCAGAUGGUAGAAAUGGGAAGCACACCAAGACUAAUCAUUAAAUGAUAGAGAUGGUCUUGAGUAGCCUUUUGAGCAUUACAAGGAGACCCCAGGGUCAUGUAGUCUUCCUUUUUCUCUUCAGCAUGCCAGGAUUUGAAAGUUGCAUUUAGUGUACAGAAUUGAACUCUCGUUUCUGUGCCGCCCUCAUAUGUUGAUGUUCCAGCCAAAGUGUUUCCAUUCUGCCAUCAAGUCUGUGUCCAUUUCUUAUGGGGCAUACGCAUAAUUAAAUUGAGCUUUCCUCUGAACUAGUCAUUUGUCCCACCACAGACAUUGUGACCCUCAAGCACACCAAAAAAACAAUGUUCAUUAAUGCUUUUGCUGUUGUACUUGAAUGUGGUCUUAAGUCGUUGUGGUGUUGGAAUAUUGUUUAGAGUGUAAUGACAGAUCAGCGUUGUUGAGGUUUUCAGAUAGAUAUUCUUCCCAUGGUCCUUCACUAUCCUGGAGUUUACAUGGACAUUCCAUCUUUGACAGCUCAGGCAUUUAUCUAUUGUCUGCCACCUGCUACUUAACUUUGCUGCUGAGAUUAAGCAGUAAGGCCGUAUAGCCUCCCUACAUAACCAUCUUGUCAUGUCAAGUCUUUUUCAUUGGACCAAGUGUUCUGUAAGUUUUAGGGAUUCUCAAAUGCUACAAACCCUUGUGAUGGAUGAAUGUUGACAUUUGUUGACUGUAAAUUAUUAGAACAUUAUUCAGACUGUAAAACAUUUUCUGAUAUGUCUGAACACUAUAUAAGUGAUUGGAUCAAUUCAAAUAGUCUAUUACAGACGGCAUCCUAAAUUCUAAAUUGUAUUCUCUAAAUGAAUGCAUUGACUGGAAAAAUAUACCCAAGCAAUGCUCUUCGAAUUAACUGCCUUGUGCGCUACAUGUAUAUGUAUAUACAUAUAUAUAUAUAUAUAUAUAUAUAUAUAUAUAUAUAUAUAUAUAUAUGUACAAAAAGUAUCAAACUGUCAUCAAUGGUAUAUUGAAGAGAAAGUUAAAACUGUACACUGCAUUUAUGAAAAAUUGUGUUGGUUGGAAUAAGAACAUUUGUAAGUUGUCUUGUGUAAACCUUAUGAGAACUGUAUCCUGUGCCAUAAAAGAUCUGAUCUGUUCCUGAUUUGUAACUGCUACCCCACGAAAGACUAACUUAAUGGCACUUUCCCAAAGGAUAUUGUUGCACCAACCUGCUCCAGGCUUUGUGGGUUAUGUACAUAUUAAAACGAACUUCUCGCAAUUUGUGAUCUCAUAUCUUUGCAUUUGAAUUUAAUAUGAAACAUAAACAAUGCGUUUUGAUUAAAGUAGGGGAAAUGCCAUGAAUUAAUAUAUACACCCCUUGUUUACAGGCAGAUCUAAUAAAAGUUAUUCCAACCUUUAAA